GCAGCCUCCUUCCGACCUCCACCUCCCAACCCAAUCUCCUCAGACUCAAGAGAGCCCCAAGCCAAGAUCUGCGCGGGCAAGUCACCGGCGAAGCACCGGCUCCCAUGGCCGUGGACCUGAUGGGCUGCUACGCCCCGCGCCGCGCCGACGACCAGCUCGCCAUCCAGGAGGCGGCGGCGGAAAGUCUCCGCAGCCUGGAGCUCCUGGUGUCGUCCCUGUCCACCCAGGCCGGCGCGCCGCACAGGGCCGCUCAUCACCUGCAGCAGCAGCAGCCGUUCGGCGAGAUCGCCGACCAGGCCGUCUCCAAGUUCCGCAAGGUCAUCUCCAUCCUGGACCGCACCGGCCACGCCCGCUUCCGCCGCGGGCCCGUCGAGUCCCCGCCGCGGGCGGCCGCGGCGCCUCCGGUCCCCGCUCCCGCUCCGGCUCUCUCCCUGGCUCCGUUGGCUCACGUGGCGCCCGUCAGCGCGGCGCAGCCGGCGCCGGCUUCCCAGCCGCCGCAGAGCCUGACGCUGGACUUCACGAAGCCUAACCUGACCAUGUCGGGCGCCACGUCCGUCACCUCCACGUCGUUCUUCUCCUCCGUCACGGCCGGCGAGGGCAGCGUCUCCAAGGGCCGGAGCCUGAUGUCCUCCGGCAAGCCGCCGCUGUCCGGCCACAAGCGGAAGCCCUGCGCCGGCGCGCACUCCGAGGCCACCACCAACGGCGGCCGCUGCCACUGCUCCAAGAGAAGGAAAAACCGCGUGAAGAGGACCAUCAGAGUGCCGGCGAUCAGCUCGAAGAUCGCCGACAUCCCGCCGGACGAGUACUCGUGGAGGAAGUACGGCCAGAAGCCCAUCAAGGGCUCCCCUUACCCACGGGGCUACUACAAGUGCAGCACUGUGCGGGGAUGCCCGGCGAGGAAGCACGUGGAGCGCGCCACCGACGACCCGGCCAUGCUGGUGGUGACCUACGAGGGCGAGCACCGCCACACGCCCGGAGCGGCCGGGCCCAGCCCCCUGGCGACCGCGUCUCCGGUGGCCGCCGCUGUCUCCGCCGGCAACGGCCAUGUCUAGUCGUUCCAAAGCUAGGAUUAGCUUCUCUCUUCUUUUUUGAGCUGCUUGCCCCCCGAUCUGAUGUCCGUGUAAAAAAAGGAACAAGGUUGUAGAAAGAGGGAGUGCACACCUUCGAUGCCGCAAAAACUCUCAAACUUGAUGAAUCGCAUAUCUCCGAUUGGUGCUCGCUCA
Sorghum bicolor (sorghum) is the source of this 1223-nucleotide messenger RNA. RefSeq names its product WRKY transcription factor WRKY51. The record is from RefSeq and is a predicted model, not a curated record. Gene Ontology annotation, biological process: regulation of DNA-templated transcription. The coding region runs from base 105 to 1052 and encodes 315 amino acids. NCBI's taxonomy places the organism in Eukaryota, Viridiplantae, Streptophyta, Magnoliopsida, Poales, Poaceae. Gene Ontology annotation, molecular function: DNA-binding transcription factor activity; sequence-specific DNA binding. The transcript has 3 exons.